AUGGCUACUACCAGGCCAGCGCCGCCUGGUGGGGCCACAUGUGAGGAGGCGGAGGCGCAGGCUGAGGCGAAGGCGGAGGCGGGGCAGCAGCAGGGCGCGGAGCACCUCACGCACUUAACAGAUUCUGGUUGUGGGACUUUCAAUGUGCCAUUUUGUUUACUUAAGUCGCGUCGCCAGCUGGCAAAUCCGAAUACAAAUCCGAAUACAAAUCCGAAUACAAAUCCGAGUACAAAUCCGAAUACAAAUCCGAAUACAAAUCCGAAUACAAAGCCGAGUACAAAUCCGAAUACAAAUCCGAAUACAAAUCCGAAUACAAAUCCGAAUACAAAUCCGAGUACAAAUCCGAAUUCAAAUCCGAUUACAAAUCCGAAUACAAAUCCGAAUACAAAUUCGAAUACAAAUCCGAAUACAAAUCCGAAUACAAAUCCGAGUACAAAUCCGAAUUCAAAUCCGAAUACAAAUCCGAAUACAAAUCCGAAUACAAAUUCGAAUACAAAUCCGAAUACAAAUCCGAAUCGGAAUCCAAUUCCGAAACCGAAUGCAAGUCCAAACCGAAGUCCAAAUCGGAAUCCAAAUCCAAAUCGGAAUCCAAAUCCGAAUCGGAAUCCAAAUCCGAAUGGGAAUCCAAUUCCGAAUGCUAAUUCAAACUGA
This is a messenger RNA of Drosophila montana, 651 nucleotides long. Its product is annotated as circumsporozoite protein-like. Bases 1 to 651 code for a protein of 216 amino acids. The transcript has a single exon. Lineage: Eukaryota; Metazoa; Arthropoda; Insecta; Diptera; Drosophilidae. The record is from RefSeq and is a predicted model, not a curated record.